AUGGAACUACCAUUGACGGCUACAACAGAAAAAAGUAAAAAUUCUAUUGAAGAAGGUCGUCUGAAAGCUUCAAAAGGUGAUUAUCUUGGAGCGAUUGCUAGUUUUAAUAAAGUUACACCAGUUACAUUUCAUUCACUCUAUUAUCGAGGAUGUGCUCAUCUUGAAUUGGGUGGACGAAUCGAAAUAUAUAAAGCUAUUGAAGAUUUUAAUCAAGCAUUAAAAAUUUCACAAGUUGGCAUUGAUUCCAAUAUCUAUUAUAAACGUGCUAUUGCGUGUGAAUUGAUUGGCCAAUAUGCAGAAGCUAUUAUUGAUUACACUAUGUACAUUAAGCAAUGUCAACCAUCCGAUAAACAUAAAGGAUAUUUGAGUCGAGGUCUUGUGUACAGUGAGAUACAACAACUUAAUAAGGCAUUAGAAGAUAUAAAUCAUGCAAAUAAAGAAGUCCGACAACCACCUAUAUACUAUCGAUAUUGUCUGACUCGAGCUGAAGCUUCUCUGAAAAAAGAUGAGGAAGCAAAAAUAAUAAUUGAUGAUUUUGCAAAAUUUUGUCGCGAAGAAUGUGAUAAAUCACCACAAACAUUUCAAACUUACUUUUAUUAUGGUCUUGCUUUAUAUGAAUUAAAUAACUAUAAUACUGCUCUACAGCAAUUUAAUGAAGCACUAAAGCAAACAUCCAAUGAAAGAGAAAGACUCGAUACAAUUUUUUAUAUCGGCUUGACUCAAGAUGCACUCGAUCAAAAAGAACUUGCCAAGGAAAAUCUUAGAUCUGUACUUAACAUUGAUAAAAAUUAUACACGAGCUCUAUUCCGACUAGGAAUAAUGGACAGUGAAAAUGAUGAUUUACAAACAGAAGCAUUGAAUAAUUUAACCAAAGCUCAUGAACAAACACCCCAUAAAUCAGAUAUAUUAUAUGUACGUGGAAAAGUUUAUUACAAAAUGGGACAAAUUCGAGCAUGUGUGAAUGACAAACGAUUAGCUUUCCAGCUUGAAAAUGCAAAUAUUGAUUCAGCAACCAUGAAGCAUUAUUUUGAGGUAAGAUAA
Messenger RNA from Rotaria sp. Silwood2, 1041 nucleotides. The record is from the annotation of a GenBank genome assembly. NCBI's taxonomy places the organism in Eukaryota, Metazoa, Rotifera, Eurotatoria, Philodinida, Philodinidae.